Messenger RNA from Daldinia loculata, 1947 nucleotides. RefSeq lists its product as uncharacterized. The record is from RefSeq and is a predicted model, not a curated record. Gene Ontology annotation, molecular function: 2-dehydropantoate 2-reductase activity; NADP binding. Bases 417 to 1796 code for a protein of 459 amino acids. The transcript has a single exon. NCBI's taxonomy places the organism in Eukaryota, Fungi, Ascomycota, Sordariomycetes, Xylariales, Hypoxylaceae. Gene Ontology annotation, cellular component: mitochondrion; cytoplasm.
GAUCCGUUCAAGAAAAAAAUUAAUAUCACCGUCAUGAAAAGCCGUUGCGAGACGAUACACAUGUCAAUAUAAACCUACACUCUAAACGCAGUCUGCUGGGUACCACCGCGUCGAAUUUGUAUCUAUUAUUUCGACCGGUAUUUCUUUCUUCUACUUUCUUGUCUAUCUUCUUCAAUUUUAUCCCAAUGACCAGGGUUUGGCCUUAGCAAAGAGUCGCGAUUCAGCCCUCGGCCAUUCCAACGACAUGAGAACAGCCGGUUAACCCACGAUAAACUCCCACCCUGUAUUCUCAUAUUUUUCGCCAGCCGCUUUCGCGGGCUUCAGCGCGAAUACCUAGCAGAGCUACGACAUGGAGUCGCGAUAACCUCUAUGUGGGCCGGGGGGCCACCAAGUACUUGUCCGCUGUUGCUGCCGCGAUGCCGGACCUACAACGCCGGAAUGAUGGUUUCCGCCUCGAUCCUCCUAUAUACUACCCCCCGACUUCACCCCAGAACGGCGGGUCGAGAGAGGGAGUUUCUCCAAGCUAUCCCUUCUAUACAUCGCCACCAAUUUCCAAGAUUGCUACACCUCCUCACCCGUCUACUAAAGAGGAUUCAGAUUCCGCUAGAGCGUCGGCGGCGGUAGCAGCACAGGUAGGAGCCGAAACGGAAACCGAGUCCAAUUCCCCGAGACCAGUACCUGCGAUCAGGCUCUCGAAUAAGAUUCACGUUGUCGGCUUCGAUCCGCAUGCAAGAUUCGUCGCCCACGCUCUUGCCGCUGAUCCUAAACUACCUCCGGUUCAGAUGCUCACUCACAACCCGAUAUCGAUGAAGGCUUGGGGUCAGGAAGGUAGAGCUGUCAGUAUCCAUGAUAGCAAAGGCCAUCCCAUAUCUUCCCGGGAAAUACUCUGCCCAGAUUAUGUCAGUCGUCGGUAUAAGUCGCUAGGGUACCAGCCUAUCUUGGACAAUAUUAUUCUUAGCACCGCCGCCAGGGCUGCCUUCCCUACCUUGCAUGCAUUGCGUAAACGCAUCGACCGUCGAACAACAGUCUGCUUGCUCGAGCCAGGACUUGGACUGAUGGAAAUGUUAAACGAGGAGGUGUUUGAUGUUCCCGCUCUGCGGCCAAAUUACGUGAUCUGUCACAGCAGUCAUAAACUUGCGAGACACUCGUACUAUAAAUAUACGAUACGACACAUACCUGGGAAGUUAUAUCUGCACGCGGUUCCUAGGGAUGACGAAGAUGAGGAUAUAGACAGGGUAACGUCUCAAUUGCUUGGGAAUCAACAUACUAAGCACAUGAUCGGUCUCCUCUCAGCGGCUAGUGACCUUAACGCAGUCGGCAUAUCCUGGCGGCGAUUACUACUAGAGAAGCUACCCGACAUGAUCUUUGAAUCACUAGCCGAUACGCUUUCGGCCAUCUUAGAUUGCAGCUUCAACCUUAUAAGGUGCAAUAAAAAUGCGAUGAGACUAUGGGAAAAUAUGUUGGCGGAGACGAUACACAUCAUCUCGUCUCUUCCCGAAUUCGAAGGCCAUCGCAAGAAGCUCAGAUUCCUACACGAAAGGCAGUUUGCGACGAAGCUCAGAGUCAGGCUAGAGAGGCAAGGUGCCGAGUAUAGCCGGUGGGUAGCGGACGUCCGAAUGGGAAAAGAACCGCCCGUCCAGUUCGUCAACGGCUAUUUUGUGAGACGUGCCCAGGAGGUCGGAGUCGACCAUAGGAAUAACAGCCUAGCUAUAUCCAUGCUUAAAGCGAGGGUAGAAAGCAGACGUAAGAUGCACGAAGUGCCGUUCAAACUUAUACCGGAAUAUGAUGAUUAUUAAAAACUGCAGCUCACAGUAUGGCCCGAGUAUAGAUAGACAGACACGGGUUUGAGUUGGUGUUGGUAUUGUAUAUAGUGUACACUUACGCAAAUCACUUGUAUAACGAAUUAGAGAUGUUAGAUUUUGAUCUAAAUAUAACGCCUCGCCUCUA